This is a messenger RNA of Grammomys surdaster, 2619 nucleotides long. RefSeq names its product ubiquitin carboxyl-terminal hydrolase 29. The transcript has a single exon. The record is from RefSeq and is a predicted model, not a curated record. Lineage: Eukaryota; Metazoa; Chordata; Mammalia; Rodentia; Muridae. Gene Ontology annotation, cellular component: cytosol; nucleus. The coding region runs from base 1 to 2619 and encodes 872 amino acids. Gene Ontology annotation, molecular function: cysteine-type endopeptidase activity; cysteine-type deubiquitinase activity. Gene Ontology annotation, biological process: protein deubiquitination; G1/S transition of mitotic cell cycle.
AUGGCUCACCUAAAGAUCCACGGUUUGGUCCAGAUCCGCAGCACAAACAGGAGCAAGCACACCAGGGCAUCUCAGUGGAAGGAAGCAGUCAUCGAAGUAGUAGAAAGAAAACAGAAAGUUAAUCUGGUGGUCUCUUUCAAGUUGGAAGAAAGGAGAAGGGUUUUUCAGCUGGGUGAUAACGUUACAGGCGUAGCCCUUAGUGGUGAGCUGGGACUGUAUCAUCUGGAUUUAACUCUGAGAGACGACACAUCCUUACUCAUUGACAAGUUAUCCGCUGAAGACGUCGAACAUCUGAAGCCGUUCCUGGAUUUCCCUACUCCGUAUGAAGCUGAACAACCCAUGGAGCCUGAGAGUAAUCAGGAUGCCCUUGAAAGCAGUGAUCCAUUUUGCAGUGAGCACCAAGAGGCAGCCUGUGGGUCCCUGAGUAUCACUUCGGAAAGUGGGACACUACUCUCCCGAAAGAUACCGCUCUGUAUGUCAAGCAUCACAGGCAGUCAUGCUGACAAAAAGAGAGGAGAAAAACAAGGCAGAAAGAGGAAGACAGAACCAUCAACAUCCACUGCAGAACCGAGCAAGGAGGUUCCCAAAGAAAACGCUCCUGAGCAAAAGAAGAAAUCCAGGCGAUAUUAUUCCAGGAAUAAAGGCAAAGCAGAGAAGCCUGUGACUUUAAGAGAACAAGAGAAGCGCAACAACUGGAAACUUGAACCUGCUUUCAGUUCCAAAUCCUACGGAAAGCCUCACCUAGAUGGCACUAUUCUUCCAAUCGCGACAUGCUCUGAUGACAGAGAUGUAUCAAUAUUUGGCCUGGAGAUCAUAACACAUAACGGAGUCCAGUCUCUUUCUGACCCUUACCUAAAUCAACUAAAACGUGAAGGCUUCCCCAAUUUGGGAAAUACUUGUUACAUGAAUUCCAUUUUACAAUCUGUCUUUGGAAUUCCAACCUUCGCAAAGGACUUACUCACUCAAGGUAUCCCUUGGGAGAAAGUUUCCUAUGAUGACCUUAUCAUGCCUUUAAGCCAGCUUCUUGUCUUGAAAGACAUUCGGGACAUAGAGAUCAAGGGAGAGUUACUCACCAGUGUGAAGAAGUCCAUUUCCACAGUCGCAGACACAUUCUCGGGCAAUGAACAGAACGAUGCCCAUGAGUUUUUAAGUCUGUGUUUAGACCAGCUGAAACUGAACAUGGAAAAAGUAAAUGCCAUGUGGGCUAGUGAGAGGAGAAACAUGUGUGCUGGGACCUCUACCACCAAAAGGUUUGUUUGUCCCGUUGGUGCUAAUUUUGAAUUUGAGCUGCAUAGCUCCAUCGUCUGUGAAGGCUGUGGUGAGGCUACUAUCAAAACCGAAGUGAGCAACUAUCUGUCCAUUGACCUGCACCACGGGACAAAAGCACACCCUCUCUCAAUUCAAAAGUCUUUUGAUCUUUUCUUUACACCAGAAAAAAUCGAGCAUAACUGUGAUAAAUGCAAGAACAAGAAUUCUGUUCUCAAGUACACACUGAGGAGACUCCCCAGGGUCCUCAUUGUUCAUCUGAAACGCUACCAAGUUACCACUGACUUGUUGCCGGUGAAGAGUGAGCAGCCAGUUGAGAUUUCUAAGUAUCUAAAUAUAUCUUCCCACUGCCAUGAAAACAGGAAGCUACCGUUUCCUUUGCUCAAUACACCUCCACGCCUCUCUCCAGGUAUUAUACCUGAGAUCUUCAGCCAGUCAAUGCUAUCUAAGAAGAUGACUUCAGAAUCCUGUGACCCCAUGAUUCUACAGGUUGGAUCCAGUGUGGAUGCCGAAAUACAAAGCUUCCAGAUAAUGUAUGAGGAUGACGAUGCCAGUGAGGAUGACGAGGAGCCGCAGAGCAGCCUGGAAGGUGGUUCUUCUAUGCUAGAGCCAGAACUAGUGAAGACAGAAAACAGGCUACUCAGACAGAAGAUAUCACCAGCAUCUGACUCGAUGAUGGGUGAGGGAUACAGCUUCCUUCCUAUGCUCUGUGAGCCUAUGAGCAUUCAAGAUCCAGGUCUUGCGGAGAUGGGUCUUCAAGAGGUUCCAGAGAAUCCAGAAUUUAAGAACUUUGAGAAAAUUAACCUAUACGGAAAGUCAGAUUGUCGCACUGAGUUGUCAAAACUCUACCAGAGUCAUGGAAGCCGAAUCAAGGGUCCGUUUCUACCGACAUCACUUGCAAGUGUUAGUUCUCCCGAAGAUCCAGACAAGGACCUGAGUAGGUCUUCAGAUUUGGAGGAAGAUGACCCACAUUCCUUUGCACUGGGUUCUGAUGAUUCAAAGGAUGUGGAGAUGGGAGAUGAUCUUCAGAAUUACAGGCUCGUCAGUGUUGUCAGCCAUUUUGGGAGCUCCCCAAAUUCAGGCCAUUACGUAAGUGAUGUGUAUGACUUUCAGAGGCAAGCCUGGCUCCUUUACAGUGAUGUCCAAGUGUUCGAGAGUUCAGAUCCCUCCAUUCAAGAGAAUAGGCUAAACAGCGGAUACAUUUUCUUUUACAUGCAUAACGAGAUUUUUGAGGAACUGUUGAAAAAGGCAUCGGAGUGCAGAGUCCUUAGCACAUCCAAAGAUGAAAAGAGGGACAUAGAUUAUUUCUCAACACUGCUUAACGGCCUUACAUACAUCCUAGAAGAAUUCUAA